Hydra vulgaris (swiftwater hydra) is the source of this 959-nucleotide messenger RNA. RefSeq lists its product as uncharacterized. The record is from RefSeq and is a predicted model, not a curated record. NCBI's taxonomy places the organism in Eukaryota, Metazoa, Cnidaria, Hydrozoa, Anthoathecata, Hydridae.
UGUUAGAAUCUCUUUAGUUUAAAUUUUGAAUGAUAGAACUUUAGUUUUUGUUAAGUGCUACUUAACCAUGGAAGAUGUCAGAAAUAUUUUUUAAACCUUGCAAAUCAUUGUGGAAAGAAAUCCAGCUAUAUGUUUCUUCAACAGAGAAUUUAUCUACAAUCAAAGUAAUCAUUGGAGAAUCUCUUAUUGAGGAAACAGAAGAAUUACAUUCUGAAGUUUCUAUUCUCAAUGAUAUCUGGAAAGAAAAAUAUGAAACAUUUUCUCAAUCUGCAAGUAUUCAAGAAGGGAUCUUGAAGCAAAUACAAUUUUUUGUGGAUUUGUUAAAGAAAAAGAUAGACAAAAGAGAAAGUUAUUGGAAAUGUAUUUUAAAUGAAACAGAUAUUCAACUUUUAGAUGAAGUUAUUAAAGGAGGGAACAUCAACUGCUCUAAUGAGUCAUUAAACCUAUUAUCUUUGACAGUAGAUAAAUUAGUGUUGAAGGUCAAUGAAUUAUUGGGUGAAGAAAAAACUGAAAAACUUGCUCAUACUUUCAGAGAACACUUUGAAGAUGAACGAAGAUUUCUUAUAAAGCAAGUUCAAGUUAUACAAAAUGCAUUAAUUGAAAAAAAUAACAAAUUGUCUCAAGGUGGAAGAUGUACUUCUAUUGCUGAUUUGCGUCAGUUAUGUGUUAAACUAGAAAAUGCAGUAUUAUCAAAAGAUGAGCUAGUUGGAUGUGUGAAAAAUUCGCUCGUAUAUCUCCCAAAGCCACCACUUCAAAUUAACAACGCGAUAUUUUUGCACAGGCGUAAUCGUUUGAUCUCCGCAAAAAAAACAUCCGAGAAAUGAUUCGCAUGGCGCAAUUACAUACUUAAAAUGGUCUGACUAAGUUUUGUAUUGGUUUAGAGAAAAGUUUUUCGAAAAAAGAUUCAUUAACGUUGAUCAAACAUUUUACUAACAUGUUUUUAAUGUUGAUCAAAGUUA